AUGAGGAGAAUAGAUAGUUUAAAAAUUUUAUUUAUUUAUUUAUUUAUAAUAUUUCUAAAUGGAUUGAUUGGAGAAACUUAUGCUAGAGAUUUUGCAGAUAGAUUAUCAUUGAAUCCUGUAAUGGGAGUACAUAAAAUCGAUGAGAAUCUAACAGUAACUAUAUCAUAUCCAGAUGGACAGACAGAACCAAAUCUUUUGGGUAUAAAUAUUCCAAUUGGAGCAGCUGCAACAGACAACACAGCCAUUUCAAAAUUCUUUUCUGGAAAUUCAAUGAUGGGUUUAAUUGCUCAUUACAAUUGUCCAGAAGAUAAAGAAUCUUGUGUAAAUUUUAAUUUUACAGGGAAAACAGAAAAUAGAUGUUUAAUUAUAGCAUCAGUUGAUGGAUUUGAUUAUGUAACACUUAAUGGUACAUAUGGAUCGGAAACAUUGACCAUUGAUAAAUGGCAAAAGAUUGGAAAUGGAUCAUUUUCAAAUACGUUUGCACCUGGUCCUAAAAUCGAAGUUCAUAAUGUAUCCAAUACGCAGAUUGGGUUGGGAUGUAUGAUCAACGCAUCGACAAAUGUCAACUAUGUGGUUUAUCGACCAUCGGCACCUUUGGAUUUUAUGCAAAUAUGUUAUCAGGCGCUUAGCAAAGCGUCCGAGUAUGUAUUCUAUGGACACGUAGAUUGUGGAAGCGAAUUUAUCCAGACACAGGCACCUAUUCGUGACGUGUUUGUCAUCACUGGUUAUGCAUUUAUCGACCGUGGAAAGAAGGGAGUCUACAGCCCGUCCUAUCCACCAAUCCCAGGCAUCACGGUCAGUUUAUUCAACCCCCUCGGGGUACAGGUUACGGACAACCAUCAAAAAAUUGUCGAACCCACCUAUACCGACAGUUUGGGUUACUACUUUUUUGACAAUCUCAUCAGAGGUGCCUAUAUCGUCCAAUUUGAGUUCCCAGAGGAUACCAUGUUUACCAAACGUGACCCAAGUCAAGCCAAGCCACUUACAAGCAAGGUCAACUCGCUGGGAAAGGCCGGUCCACUUGGUUUGGCAACCACCAUUGGUGGAGUGCGCGCCAAGAAGCCCGCCGAAGCAUCUUUGCGUGGUGAUUAUGUCCUCCCAUGGAUCAAUGCUGGUAUAUUGGUCACAUUUUAUGGUGAUGUCAACGGAACCAUUUUCAGAGACUACAAUGGAAAUGGUAUUAUGGAGACGGUCGACACUGGUUAUAAUUCGGUCGAUCCUCCCAUGGCAGGUAUCACGGUUGCAUUGAUAUCCACAGAAGAUGGUCGUGUCGUAGGUACUACAGUUACCGAUGCCAAUGGAUCCUAUGAAUUCAAAAACGUUACUGAAGCACCAUACACUAUCAAGGUGAUUGAUGCUCCUCUCGGAUGGUACUAUUCAAAUGCACCACUCUCGCCAUCGACCACUUUUAUCAAUGCCGCCGGUCCAUCACCACAGCCUGGUGCAAUCGACACUUCAAUCAACUUUGGAUUGAAUGACGAUGACCAUUUCUGCCAGGCUACACCUAGAGCUGCCUUGGUAUGCUAUGCCAAGGAAGACUUUAACGGACCAAAUGCAGACGACCCCGUCCUCAUUUCGUUCCCCAUCAACAGUAAACCAAAUCUCUACACUGCCAACGUUGGAAAUGAUGUCUGGCAUCUUGCCAACCACUCUGAGAUUGGGUCUGUCUAUGGUGUCGGUUAUCACAGAGCUUCGGGCGAUAUCUUUACAUCGUCAUUUAUGAAAUACUUUUCUGGUUUUGGUCCAAAGGGAACCGGUGCCAUUUAUCGUACGUCGCCUGGUAAUGGUCGUGACAUUCUACCAACGACCGCUCUCUUUUUUGAUGUCAAUGCAGAAAAAGGUGCAGACUAUGCCGGUGCCAAUCCACAUCUUGUCCCCAUUCCAACCUAUGAUGAGGGUUAUAGUGACAUUUUUAAGAUCUCCUAUGGUGAUUUGGAUAUUGAUGGUGAUACCAUGUAUGCAGUACUUCUCAGUACCAAAGAACUCUUGACCAUAUCAGUCUCGUCGCCAUCCAACUAUUCUCUCUCGCCCAUCUUUAAUCCAUGUGGAAACGAUUCAGCUGAUUGGCGUCCAUUUGGACUUGGUAUUGAUUCACAUCACCAACUAUACAUUGGUGGCGUAUGCUCGCAAGAGACGUCCUCCUCGGGUACUCCACCCAUCGGAUACAUCAUUGCAAAUGACCAGGUAUUCCUACAGGUUCCACUCGAUUUCCCACGUGCCUGUAAACUAUUUGGCAAUGGUUUCUGUAUCGAUGGAAACUAUGCUCCGUGGUCCGAUGUCUUUUUCGAAAACCAACCAGAGAUUUCAGACAUUGCGUUUGACGGUGACAAUGCCUUUAUCGUAUCGAUCAGAGAUCGUGGAGGUGACCAAGAUCUCGAGAUUGGAACAUCGGACAUUCUCCGUGUCUGUCGUCUGGACAGCAACAGCCCUUGGCUCAUUGAAAACAACGGUACUUGUGGUGGAUCCGUUGGUGCCCAUCCCUUCCCAGCCGGUUACAUUGGUCGUGACGAUGGACCUGGUGGAGGAGAGUUUUACGACGACAACUUUUUCUUCCCAAUCGAUCGUACCGGACAUGACAAUGUAGCUUCGACCGCUGGUUUUGUCAUCCCAGGUUACUCGACGUUCUUUGCCAGUUCGUUGGAUAUCGAUACGGUUGGACAGGGUGCAGUCAAGGUAUGGAGCAAUAUCAACGGUACUCGUAUCGGUGGUUACGGUGUCUAUGUUCCAGAGUCGAAAAAUUCCAACUUUGGAAAGGCUGGUGGUCUUGGUGAUAUUGAAGUUAUGUGUAUUCCCAUUACCAGUGUAUUAAAUCAUCCAGUUGAAAGAGAUAAUAGUAGUGAUAGUAAUGGUAGUCAAUCUGGUUCAUCAAGUCAACCCUCAUCAUCAAAUGAACCAUCUUCAUCACAAGCAAGUAGUGAAGGUGGAAAUGGAGGAGGUGGUGGAGGUGGUGGAGGUGGUGGAGGUGGUGGAGGUGGUGGAGGUGGAGGAGAUGGUGGAUCAGAUCAAAAUGCAUCAUCUGAACAACCAGCCACAUCAUCAGAACAACAACCAUAA
Molecule: messenger RNA, 3054 nt
Organism: Cavenderia fasciculata
Lineage: Eukaryota; Evosea; Eumycetozoa; Acytosteliales; Cavenderiaceae
Gene: colD
Product: colossin D
Exons: 2
Coding region: 1-3054 (1017 amino acids)
Source: RefSeq, a predicted model, not a curated record